CAGGCUGCCUGGAGGCUGAGGGAUCUUCUCAGCAUCUCUCUUGAGCCAGCAAGGGAGUUGUACUGAUGCCAUGAAACGAGGGAGAAAAAGAUGCUCAAAAUAAUGAAGGACAGAGAAUUUUGUUUUUUAAGGAUUUUUUUUUUGUCUAUACUACAACUGGCUCCAAAUUACGAUGCAUCAACAUAAAUUUCCUGCUUGAGCCUCAGGAGGAGGAGUGACAUUUUCCGACUGUACGUGAGCCCUCGUGUGUCACCAAGAUGCCGAUCCUGAAUCGAGAGUCCUUCAAAGAUUCAGCAAGCAGAGAUGCUCUGCCAAAGCUGCCGCUGCCUAGCCUUGGUGAAACUCUGGCCACAUACCUGAGGUGCAUGAAGCACCUGCUCACUGAAGAACAAUUCAACAAGACCCAGAACGUCGUGAAGCAGUUCGGAGCACCUGGAGGGGUGGGAGAGCUGCUGCAGCGCAAACUUGAGGAGAGGAGGGGAAAAACAGCAAACUGGGUUUAUGACUACUGGCUGAAUGACAUGUACCUGAACAACAGAGUGGCUCUGCCCGUCAACUCAAGCCCUGCAAUGGUUUUCCCCCAACAGACCUUCAAGGCUCCCAUCGACUCUUUAAGGUUUGCUGCACACUUAAUUUCAGGGGUUUUGGAGUACAAGACUCUUCUUGACGCUCGGGCCCUGCCUGUGGACUACGGCCGGGGCCAGCUGUCUGGAACACCUCUGUGCAUGGAGCAGUACUAUCGCCUCUUCACCUCGUACCGCCUACCGGGGCCUGACAGGGACACGCUGGUGGCCCAGGAGAGCAGCGUGAUGCCAGAGCCUGAGCACAUCAUUGUGGCUUGUAAGAACCAGUUCUUCGUUCUGGAUGUGGUGAUCAAUUUCCGAAGACUAAAUGAAAGAGAUCUGCUAAGUCAGCUGGAAAAAAUAACCAAGAUGGCAGGCUGUGAGGAUGAGCCUGUCCCACCCAUCGGUCUUCUCACUUCAGACGGACGGACAGAAUGGGCCGAGGCUCGCAGAGUGCUAAUGAGAGAUUCAACCAACCGAGACAACCUGGACAUGAUUGAGAGAUGUUUGUGCCUGGUUUGUUUGGAUGAAGCAAGUGGAACUGAACAAAGUGACACGACACGGGCUGCAAUGAUGCUGCACGGAGGUGGGCCGAGCAUGAACGGGGGCAACCGCUGGUAUGACAAGCCGAUGCAGUUUAUCGUCGGAGCUGAUGGCUGCUGUGGAGUCGUGUGUGAACACUCACCAUUUGAAGGAAUUGUUCUUGUGCAGUGCACAGAGUAUCUCCUUAAAUACAUGAUUGGCAGUCCGUCAAAACUGGUUAGGGCUGCGAGUGUAAGCGAGCUGCCUGCGCCACGCAGACUCCGUUGGAAAUGUUCCCCAGAAAUACAAAAACUCCUCACCUCCUCUGCUGACAAACUCCACAGACUGGUGAAAAAUCUGGACAUGAACGUCCACAAAUUCUCUGACUAUGGAAAACAGUUCAUCAAGCAGCAGAAAAUGAGUCCAGAUGCCUAUAUCCAGGUGGCACUACAGUUGGCAUACUAUCGGUGUCAUGGCAGACCAGUGUCAACAUAUGAGAGCGCCUCUACACGUCGUUUUCAGCAGGGCAGAGUAGACAACAUUCGCUCGGCCACACCUGAAGCUUUGGCCUUCGUUAGAGCAAUGACUGAUGGGAAGCUCAUCUCAAGUGGCAGGGAGAAAAUGGAGCUGUUGCGAUGUGCCAUCGAUGCACAGACAAAGUACACCGUUCUGGCAAUUACUGGGAUGGCAAUAGACAACCAUCUUCUAGGUCUGCGUGAAGUGGCUCGUGAAAUGAAACUAGAGAAACCCGAGAUCUUCAAAGAUAAAGCUUAUGUCAUCAGCAGUCACUUUAUUCUCUCUACAAGUCAGGUCCCAACCAGUGUAGAGAUGUUCUGCUGUUAUGGACCAGUGGUACCAAAUGGAUACGGCGUUUGCUAUAACCCUCAGUCAGACCACAUCAUCUUCUCAGUGUCCAGUUUCCACGAGAGCCAGCAGACGUGUUCAGCAGAAUUUGUAAAGUGCCUGGUCCAGGGACUUCAGGAUAUGAUGGAUCUGUGCAAUAGCUUCAACUGUGGCCACAAACCAGCCCAGCAAAUGGAAAAUCCGGCGGCGGAAAUGAAAAUGCAGAAAGAAACAAAGGAUAAAACAUCACAUAGAACAUCUGACUCAACCAAGUGUCAGUAAACAACCUUGCAGGUUCUGGUGAAGAGUCUAGAACCGACUUCUGCGUAGACCUGAAUCCAGACCUUUGCAAAAGGCCAGUCUCGUUACCUGUGGUGUGUUUUUAAAUGUAUUCAUGGUACAAUACUGUAUUUUUCCUGACUCCUGAAAAGCACACUGUAACUGUGAUGCAAAAUGUUACAUUAAUGUGCAAUGUGUACUGUGAAUUGUAAGUGAAGAUAUUCUAAUUAUUAGAAUUAGAAAUGAUUAUUUUUCUAUGGGUGAAGCUUUAUGUCUGUUGUCAAAAGCAGCGGGAGAUUAAAUAUAUUCAAAUUACAACUAUAUUAGAUGGGAAAAAAAUAACCAUAUUUAUAAAAA
Fundulus heteroclitus (mummichog) is the source of this 2564-nucleotide messenger RNA. RefSeq names its product choline O-acetyltransferase a (gene chata). The transcript has 15 exons. NCBI's taxonomy places the organism in Eukaryota, Metazoa, Chordata, Actinopteri, Cyprinodontiformes, Fundulidae. Gene Ontology annotation, molecular function: choline O-acetyltransferase activity. The coding region runs from base 258 to 2210 and encodes 650 amino acids. Gene Ontology annotation, biological process: acetylcholine biosynthetic process; neuromuscular synaptic transmission. Gene Ontology annotation, cellular component: neuron projection; cytoplasm. The record is from RefSeq and is a predicted model, not a curated record.